Molecule: messenger RNA, 1278 nt
Organism: Acanthosepion pharaonis
Lineage: Eukaryota; Metazoa; Mollusca; Cephalopoda; Sepiida; Sepiidae
Source: the annotation of a GenBank genome assembly
AUGUCUUUUCUAAAUUAUCUCACAAGCUUAGGUAUUUUUACUACUUGUGGUAAAAGUGUCACCUACCACUUGACAGCAUGGCAGAUUGUGUCCUUUUUUUCUUUCCAUGUUUCUUUUUCUUAUUCUCUUUUUAUUUUAUUUUCUGUGACUUCUUUUUUCUUUCUUUUUUUUAAUUUUCUUAUUUUACAUUUCUUCUUUUCACACUUCUUUUAUUUCUUCUUUUUUCUGCAUUUCUUUUUUUCUUCUGUUCCAUCUUUUGCUCUGUUCUUUCUUUCUUUUUCUGUCUCUUCUUGCUUUCCAUUUCUUCUUUUCUCUUUUCUUUCUUUUCUUCUUCUACUGCAUGUUUCUUUUUACACUCUACUUCCUUUUUUUCCUAAUAUUUUUCUUUUUAUUCAUGUUUAUUCUUUUAUCUCUUUUUUUCAGUAUACUUUUUUAUUUUUUUUAUUUUCACUUUUGUUUUUUCCAUUAUUUUCUUGUUUUCUUUUCAUUCCUUUUCUUCUUUUCUUUUAUUCCCUGAUUUUUCUUUUAUUUUUCACUCUUCCCUCAUUUUUUUACUAUUUUUCUUUCCUUUUUCAUUUUCUCAUUAAUUCUUCUUUUAUUAUUCUUUAUUUUUCAUUCUUUUUCCUUUUUUUAUUUCCAAUAUAUAUUUCUUUGUUUUUUUUUCACUUUUUCUUUUUUCUUUUCAUUCUUCUUUUUUCUUUUUUGCUUUCUUUCCUUUCAUUCUUUAUUUAUACUUUUUCUUUUCUUUUUUCUCAUCAUUUUUCUCUUUUUUUCAUCCUUUCUUUUCCUAUUUUAUAUAUUAUUUUUCUUUUCUCUCCUCUUUUUCUUUCUUUUCAGCCUACUUUUUUCUUUGCUUCUUUUUUCCUUUGCUUCUUUUUUCCUUUGUUAUUCAUGUAUUUUUUCUCUUUUCACUUUUUUGCUUUUUUCUUUUUUCCUUCAUUAUUUUUGCUUUAUUUUCUUUCUUAUCUCAUCCUAUUUUUCAGUUCAUACUUCUUUUUUCUAUCUUUAUUUUUCUCUCUUUCUUAUUUAUUUAUGGCUUUAAAUUUGUUCUUCUAUAUUCCUUUCAUAUUUUUCAUUUCUUUGUUCUUAGGUUUUAAUAUAAGUGCAUUUGACAUUCUUUCAGUAUUGAAAGCUUCUUACACAGGGUCUACCCUUGACACCAGAUCUCUCACUGCUGACCAUUGUCAUAUCAGUAGUGAACUAAAUUUGUGUAACAACAAAAAUCAGGAAGGUUUAUCAUUCACAAUGAUUCUUCUCUUUCAGUGUACAAUAGCAUAA